GAGGGUUAUUCAAAACUAAUACUCAGUCCUUGCUGAAAUUGAUCAGUCUAAAAAUAGCUUAUUUGAUGUGAAGCUAGGAAUUUAUAUGGACCAUAUCUUAAAACUAGCUUGCAUUUUAAACAUUGUGCCUUGAAAGAUCUGUUACUAUCCCUCUCAUUCUAUCAGUCCUUCCAUUCAGUAAAAAAUGCCACUAUAUAAGUUUUUCUUUCUUGAACUUGCAGAGGGAGGAAAAAUUGGUAGUAGAUGUUAGCAGUAGGAAACUUGAAUUUCAUUUUAGCAUUUAGCAGUACUUCACAGAGUGGACAGUUUCCUGUUUAAUUUAGCCACUCCAAAGAAAUGUAUCAAAUGUAACAUCAAAUGGAGAAUGGUGAUUAACUAUAGAACUUUUAGUAAAGGGCAUGCCUCUUUGUGGCUUGCUUUUGGAUACUGGCAUGGUGAGUGUUCAGUUUGAGUGUUUUUAAAUUUUGUUUAAAAAAAAAAAAGGAUUACUUGAAAUUUAUGGAACAGUUCUCCUUCCCCAUCCUACAGUAGGAAGCUACUAUACUCUUAGUAUUGUGUCAGUAUAUAUCUGGAAGCACAAAGAUUCCACUAUGAGUAGCUGAAAAAGCUGGUGCUUGUACCUACUACUUCCCUUUCAGUCUUGUUUAAGCUGACCAGUCAAAUGGAGACUGACAACAGGGAGGGAAGUAGGAUGUGGGAAGAGGACAGUUCUCAGAAACAUUUACUGUUUUUAAUAGGGAGCCACCUUCCUGACACAGAUCUGGUUAAAGAGGAAAAAAGAUAAAAGGUUGAAAAGGCAAUUAGCCAGAAUAUUCAGAACUUUGACGCCACUAUGAAGAAACCGAUUGAUACUCGAGUACUUACUCUUAUUCCUUCAAACAUUUAUUGAAUGCUUACUAUGUGCAAAGUGCUGUGGAGAAUACAUAGCUGAAUCAGGCAAAUUCUGAGCCUCACAUGAAGAACUGGCCAUAACUUUUUCAAAAUGCAAAUGACAGACACGUUUUAAAAUGCCUAGUUAAUUUUGUUCUCUUCCUACCAAGGUUGAGGACCUGAAUGUGUGUAGAGAGAAAAAAAGUAAAAUAACUGAAGUUCUCAGACUUGAUGUCAAAGAUUAUUUGGAAGGACACAAUGUUUGCGAGAGGAAUAAAGAGAAAAUGUUUUGAUGGUGAAGAAGAUAUUGAAGGUACCGUGGCUGGUUUUAAGGCUAUUCCCUCAUAUAAUCUUCAGCGGCAAUCACUUUUAGACAUGUCUCUGAUAAAACUACAGUUGUGCCACAUGCUUGUUGAACCUAAUCUGUGUCGCUCAGUUCUCAUAGCAAAUACUGUAAGGCAGAUUCAAGAAGAAAUGACCCAGGAUGGAACUUGGCAAGUGAUAAAUGCUCAGAAUACAGGACAAUCUUCUCUUGACCGUCUAGUGUCAUCAGAUAUUCUUUGUCGUUCAACAAAAGAACAGAGUGAUGGGAAACUCAUUCCAAGUUACAGUAGUUUCUCAAAAGACUUUGAAGAUAUCCAGUCCCAAGAUAUUAUUUCUGACCUGUCCAUGGUUACAUCAGUACAAGCUUCAAGAAACCCUCAAGGUAAUGUUUGGGAAAUGGAGAACCCUCCCGAAAAUAGGGGAAACUUUCAGAAGUCACUAGACCAAAUAUUUGAAACAUUGGAGAACAAAAAUCCUAAUUCUGUAGAAGACUUAUUUUCAGAUGUUGACAAUUCUUAUUAUGAUCUUGAUACAGUAUUAACAGGAAUGAUGAGCAACACAAAAAUGGGACAUUGUGAUGUGCUUGAGAGCUUUUCAUCUCAAACAACCACAAAUUCUAACUCAAAUUGUAAAUCUGAUAUAAAUGAGCUUGACCAUAUUGUGGAAAUCCUUGUUGAAUCUUGAAAUGGUUAAAUUCAAAGCAUGAUACUUUGAAGAAAUCAAGAACUUUUGAAAAAACAAGCCUUCAAAUAGUUUACUAUCAAAUGUAUAUGUAAUCUACAUAAAAGAUAAAAAGCACUUCAUUUUGUGAAAUAGUGUUAUCCUUAAAGCUAACGUGCUAAUUUUGCCUUUGACAAUUUUAAUUUGUCCACUGAAAUUUUAAUAUCUAACAAAUAGUUUCAGGGUCUAAAAUUUCCAAGAUUAGGCAUAGUCUACUUUUUCUUUCCUGUUUCAAGGCAGAAAGAGAGACUGGUACAAAUAAGUUCUUGACUUUUUAUUUAGCCUUUUUUUUUUUUUUAAGGGUCUAUACUUAAACUUUCAAUUUCCCUGAUUCCUUUAUCUUCCCUCUUUUCUUUUUCAGCUACAGUCACCAGCCUUCAACUUUAUUAGUCUAGAUAGUUUUUUUUAUUAGUUUUGUAUGUUUUGGGCAAGGUUUUGCCUUUUAAAAAUAUAUUUUUGAAAUUUUUUUAUACUUUUAUCAGUGUUUAGAUUUUCCAGCUAUUUUCCUAAAUGUAUAUUUUUACUAUAAAUGUCCUUUCUGCUGCUACUUCAUUAACUUUUUCGUAGCAUAAACACUUGGAAUUGGUAUAUUUCUGUUAAAUUUUUAAAAAUUUUGUUUUUCAGAAUGAACUAUAUUAUAGUUCAGUAAACUGUAAAUAUGCAACAUGCUUUAAAAUGUAAGAACUGUUUUCAUAAUCAUGUAGUACUUAAAGUUGAGAACUUAUAUCACUUUUUAUACUUGAGCAUCAUUAGAGAGAAAAAAUGCUGAUCUAUAGAUACAGUUCUAUUAAAAGCCAUGUCUCAUGUUAAUUCUGAAUAUAAAUUAUGAUGUGUAGGGUUUUAUUUAUGUAUAUUUAUAUGUAAAUGUCAUUAGUGAAUUGUUUGUCAUUGAAGUCUAGGGUCAAGUUACUUUAUGUGGAAAACUCUUGCACUAAUUACUAAGUAAAGUGUUAUUGGGGGCCUUA
Gracilinanus agilis (Agile Gracile Mouse Opossum) is the source of this 2879-nucleotide messenger RNA. It is a transcript of the gene CDCA4, whose product is annotated as cell division cycle associated 4. The transcript is spliced from 5 exons. Gene Ontology annotation, cellular component: nucleus. Gene Ontology annotation, molecular function: transcription regulator activity. The coding region runs from base 1102 to 1878 and encodes 258 amino acids. Lineage: Eukaryota; Metazoa; Chordata; Mammalia; Didelphimorphia; Didelphidae. The record is from RefSeq and is a predicted model, not a curated record.